AUGAAGGUUAUGUUAUGGAUACUACACCUAUUCAAAAUAAACAUCAUACAAAUAAUAGUAAAUAAUGCCCGCAAUCCAUCAAUUAGUCUACAGUACAUUGAUAGCUCAAUUUUCAGUAAAGCAAGUCGGUGUGCUCCAGCCGAACCAGUGAACGGGAGUGGAGUAUAUGCGGAGAAUUACUACUGGAGUAAUAAUGUUACUGAUAUUCCAGAAGAGUUUAUAUAG
Molecule: messenger RNA, 225 nt
Organism: Lodderomyces orthopsilosis Co 90-125
Lineage: Eukaryota; Fungi; Ascomycota; Pichiomycetes; Serinales; Debaryomycetaceae
Exons: 1
Coding region: 1-225 (74 amino acids)
Source: RefSeq, a predicted model, not a curated record